Clunio marinus is the source of this 189-nucleotide messenger RNA. Lineage: Eukaryota; Metazoa; Arthropoda; Insecta; Diptera; Chironomidae. The record is from the annotation of a GenBank genome assembly.
AUGCUUAACACAGCACCACUGAGCCAACAAAUUAACCCAGUAAACAGACAAUUAUCUUCAUUUUUGAGCUUCCUUAGUGUUCGUUGGUUGUUGAGAAUGACGACGACGAUGUUCAUUCAAAGAAAUGUUCUUGAAAUGUUUUCAUCUGGGAAUUACCUUGCGUUAGUUUAUCUUUAUAUUCUUAAUUAA